GUGUUCGUCUUUAACGAUGACUAUUGGCUCGCGACUCCCACUGAACACAAGUGGACCCUCCUCGGACGCAGUGUGGAGCAGCAGCCAGGAUGAUCCCAGUGGGGGAAUUCAGAAACUUCGGGGCGGAGCAGAGCUCCAAGUAUCGGGUCCUGAAACCGUGGUGGGAUGUCUUCUCGGAGUACCUGUGCGUUGCCAUGCUGAUGAUUGGUGUCUUCGGCUGCACCUUGCAGCUUACCCAAGACAAGAUAUCCUGCCUCCCCAGCCCCUUCACCAGCAAAACGCCGGAAGCAAUCGACUGCAGCUACAUCCGUACCUACAGGGACAACGAGACGUCGCAGGACAAAGUGGACCCACCUGCGAAGCCUGAAAUCAGGGAAGUCUUUGGUCGCAAGAACAACCUGGACAUCCCCCAGUAUGUGUUUGUCAACCACUAUUGCUACGAGAAGUAUGUCCACUGGUUCGCAAAGUUCUUCCCGUACCUGGUUGUGAUCCACACUAUGAUCUUCAUGGUAGCAAGCAGCUUCUGGUUCAAGUUCCCCGGGACGUCUUCUAAACUUGACCUGUUCGUCACCAUCCUGGGGAAGUGCUUUGAUUCUCCCUGGACCACGAGGGCCCUCAGUGAGGUGUCCGAGGAAAGAGGAGAGGAGAAGAUGGUGAGUUGGAGGAGGAACACCAUGUCCAAAGACUCCACGGAUCGACGAGCGGAAAACGAGGAGACAUCGGGACUGCUUUUUCGCUCCUCCUCUGUCAAGUCGAACCCGGAAAAAAAAAACCCGGAGAUUCAGUCGGCCCCCUCCGUCUUGGACAAGAAGGAGGGGGAGCAGGCCAAAGCUCUGUUUGAAAAGGUGAAGAAGUUCAGAACUCACGUCGAGGAAGCGGACCUCUUGUACGUCAUGUACGUGCUACAAACGUCACUGAAAGUCUUCAAGUUCCUUGUAAUCAUCGUCUACACCGCGGUGCUGGUACCGAACAUAGAGAUCAUAGUGCGCUGUUACAUCCCUCCGGAGCUGACUGGUUUCGAUAUCUAUUGCUGUAAUCACAACAAAGCCCAUCUUUUCUCCAAGCUGGCCUACUGCUACAUCUGCUUCGUGGGAGUUUACGGGAUUCUGUGCAUCUACACCCUCUACUGGCAGUUUCACAGACCUCUGAAGGAGUACUCCUUCGAGCAGGUCCGACUGGAGACGGGCAUCAACGACAUACCGGAUGUGAAGAACGACUUUGCGUUCCUCCUGCACCUUGUAGACCAAUACGACGCUCUGUACUCUAAGAGGUUUGCCGUCUUCCUUUCCGAGGUCAGCGAGAGCCACCUGCAUCAGCUCAACCUCAACUACGUGUGGACCGCCGAAAAGCUGCGGAGCCGCCUCGCCAGCAACGCCAGGAACCGGUUGGAGCUGCACCUUUCAAUGCUGCCGGGGCUCCCCGACACUGUCUUUGAGAUUGUCGAAGUGGAAUCACUUAAACUGGAGCAGGUAAAAAAUGUCACCAUCCCAGCGAGUGUAGCAAAGCUGGACUCUCUUCGGGAGCUGUCGCUGGUCUUCUGCCCCGCGAAGCUGCAGCUUUCUGCCCUGAACCACUUCAAGGCACACUUGAAGGUCCUGUGUCUAGAUUUUGAAAGUUUGGAAGAUGUGCCUAUGUGGAUGUACAGCCUGCACAGCUUGGAGGAAUUGCAUCUGAGUGGUCCUUUAGCCAAUGACGUGUCCAAAAGUGCCACCCUGGACUCUCUUCGAGCGCUUACAGCUCUGAGAGUCCUCUGCCUCCGCUCUAACCUCACUAAGAUCCCACCCAGCGUGGUGGAUGUGGCGUUGCAGCUGCAGCGGUUGUGUAUCCACAACGACGGCGUCAAGCUCCAGGCUUUUAGCAGCCUGAAAAAGCUAAGCAGCUUAGUCUUGCUGGAGCUGGUGGGAUGCGAGCUGGAGCGCAUCCCGAGUGCCGUCUUCAGCCUGAACAACCUGCAGGAGCUGGACCUGAAGGACAACAAACUCAGCACUGUGGAGGAGAUCCUCAGCUUGCAGCACUGCCACCGAUUGGUGACACUAAAACUGUGGAACAACAAAAUCACUUACAUCCCCGAUCACAUCAGUAAGCUGCACACCCUGGAGACGCUGGACGUUAGCUGGAACAAGCUACGGAAGCUGCCCUCUCGCCUGUUUUAUUGCACCAAACUCAGGCACCUCGAUGUCUCCCACAACCAGCUCACCUCCCUUCCUCCUGAGGUGGGCAUCCUGCAGGGCCUCCAGUUCUUCUCCGCUGCGUUCAACUCCCUGGAGUCGCUGCCGGACGAGCUCUUCUCCUGUAAAAGGAUAAAGACGUUGGCGCUCGGAAACAACUGCCUGUCAGAUCUCAGCCACAGAGUCGCCAACCUGUCCCAGUUGGUCCGGCUGGAGGUCAAAGGGAACCGUCUGGAGUCUCUGCCGGUGGAGAUAGGGGACUGUCCCCUGCUGAAUCUCAACGGACUGAUCGUGGAAGAAAACCUGAUGGAUCUGUUGCCAUCAGAUGUACGCAGCCGGUUGACUAAUCGCUGAGUUUGUGGAGCGACGGACUGCUGCUGUAUCAUCUUCUCUUUGUGUACAGUGAUCCAUGGAGAUAUUCAUUUGUGCCACAAGGUUGAAUGUAUCAUAUAAAACAGCAUGAAAAGGGAAUCCAUAAUUAUGACUGCAGGACCACCAAAAGAGAGUCAAACCCUAGAACUCUUGAACCAUAACAAUGGCUAUUUUUAUACUGUUGAAACAAUCACGGGCUUAACACAAAUAAAACCUUGUCUG
Molecule: messenger RNA, 2762 nt
Organism: Pungitius pungitius (ninespine stickleback)
Lineage: Eukaryota; Metazoa; Chordata; Actinopteri; Perciformes; Gasterosteidae
Product: volume-regulated anion channel subunit LRRC8C
Exons: 3
Coding region: 90-2522 (810 amino acids)
Molecular function (GO): protein binding
Source: RefSeq, a predicted model, not a curated record